This is a messenger RNA of Trichomonas vaginalis G3, 651 nucleotides long. RefSeq names its product protein polyglutamylation. Gene Ontology annotation, biological process: protein polyglutamylation; microtubule cytoskeleton organization. Gene Ontology annotation, molecular function: tubulin-glutamic acid ligase activity; tubulin binding. Gene Ontology annotation, cellular component: cilium. NCBI's taxonomy places the organism in Eukaryota, Parabasalia, Trichomonadida, Trichomonadidae. The record is from RefSeq and is a predicted model, not a curated record. Bases 1 to 651 code for a protein of 216 amino acids. The transcript has a single exon.
AUGUUUGAUGCUGAUUUUCAUCCAUGGCUUCUUGAAGUUAAUACAUCUCCUUGCAUGGGUGUAAAUGAGUCUCUAGACUAUGGCUUAAAAGCACCUUUGUUGUCUAGAACUCUUUCUAUCAUCAAUAUUCCUCAUAAUAAGCCAAAUGAAAAAAUAAUUGCACUCGAAGACAAGAUGAAUGAACUGACAGGUUCUGGAUUUGAACGAUUAUAUCCAAGUAAGUUUACUGCAAGCUUAGAUUCUUAUCUAAUUAAGCCAAAAGUCAAACAAAUUUAUGAUUUCUCCAAUUUACAACAUUUAGGUGCAUCGUUUACUCAAUCGCAAGGAAUGUCCCUUUUAUUACAUAUCAUUAAUGAAAUGGAACUGAACUUGGAUAAGCAAAUAAGAAAUGUAAACUUAAUUACAACAAGAUUAUAUAAUUUUCUUAGUGCUCAAGGCUUGAAAACUAUGAAGACUGUUUCUAGUGUUAGAGUUUCAUCUAAACAGUACUUGUCGAGAUUGAAUAAGUGGAUUUCAGAGGCAAAUGAAGAAUUUCUAAUCCCUUAUGAUAUCAGAGAGAAGAUUUUAUCCAUGAACAUGAAAGACAAGCUUACUAUAUUAAGCUCAUGCCCUAUAAAUAAGGUCAAGCACAUUGAAUAUUUGUUCAAUUGA